Messenger RNA from Cherax quadricarinatus, 1422 nucleotides. Its product is annotated as dnaJ homolog subfamily C member 27. Gene Ontology annotation, cellular component: Golgi cisterna; trans-Golgi network. Gene Ontology annotation, molecular function: GTP binding; GTPase activity. The record is from RefSeq and is a predicted model, not a curated record. Gene Ontology annotation, biological process: vesicle-mediated transport. NCBI's taxonomy places the organism in Eukaryota, Metazoa, Arthropoda, Malacostraca, Decapoda, Parastacidae.
UAUUUAUGCCGAGAGUUUGCUUUAAUCCCUAUUAUAGGAAUUAAAGUAAUCCUUAUUUUGAGUAUUAGUGUUGUUGCCUGGUGGUGGAAGAGGUUACGUGCAGGCAUAGUGACUGGUGUAGUCGAUAGGCUUUAAACCCCCCUAAUAACCAAACCUUGGUGUCCUGAGUGUAGUGAUCAGCAGCUGUGAUAUGUUACUGGUCUAUGUGAAGCAGUAGCAGAGUGAUAACUGGCAAAUUUAAGCUCAUCAGGCAUGGGUGUUCUACAAUGAAUUGUUGCUGUUUACAGAAAUACCAAGAAGUACACAUUUAUGGUUACAAAAAAGUUGCUAUAAAAGGAGAUAUUAAUGUAAACUUAGUCAGUCAUGGAUAGUCGUAAUGGAUCAAAGCAUAUCUCAAGAAUUCGCAUCUUGAGCCUUGGUAACCCUGGAGUGGGCAAGAGCUGCCUGAUAAAAAGAUACUGUGAAAAUCGUUUUGUUAGCAAAUAUAUACCUACCGUUGGUAUUGACUAUGGUUCAACAACUGUCGAUGUUGAUGGCCGUAAAAUCUCUGUGCACUUCUUUGACACUUCUGGUAGCCCAUUAUUUGAAGAGGUUAGAUCAGAAUUUUAUCGAGAUAUGCAGGGGAUCUUGUUAACGUACGAUGUGACUGAUAGAUCAUCAUUUAUUGCUUUGGAUGCCUGGUUAGCUGAGUUAAGACAUAACCUAGGAGUAGCUAAUGAAUGGAAUUUAGCAGUAGUUGUGUGUGGCACAAGGACUGACACUGGUGGGACAGGUGGACGGCAAGUGUCAGAAGCUGAUGGUCGUAGCUGGGCUGAAAAACACAGCUUUUCUCAUGUAUUGACAUCUGCUGCUCUAGGCAAUGGAAUUACACAAGCCUUUCAUACAUUAUUUGUACAAGCACUCCAAAUGAAAGAUGGAGUGCGGCAGCCAGGAGCAGCAGCUGGAGCUGUGGAUCCUGACGUUGUACAGGCUAUUCACCGUCUAAUACAUGCUAUAGAUGAUUUUGAUAAGUUGGGAAUCAAUCGACGCUCAAUUUCAAGGGAUGAAGUCAACAAAGCAUAUCGACGAUUAGCGGCACUAGUUCAUCCCGAUAAGUGCAAGGCACCUGGAGCCGAAGAAGCCUUUAAGGCACUUACACAAGCAAGAAAUAACCUUCUCAAGAUAAUGACAGAAACCACAGUGUAACUACUUAAGAAAUAGGUAUUAUAUAGUGCAAAUAUUGUUGAAAUAAUUUUAUCAUGUAAUGUUUUCAGUAGAAUGUGUCAAGCAAGUACUUGUCGAGUCUUUCGAAAUAUUAAUGUAAGAGUAUACGAGAUAUUCUGGAAAUUGCAGCAGUUAUGUUGCUCAUUAUAUCUAAGGUCUUUUUUUAUUUCUAAAAGUUGAUAUUCUGUUUGUCAUAUGUCAUCUUGUGAUGUAAGAUGG